This is a messenger RNA of Polyodon spathula (Mississippi paddlefish), 2722 nucleotides long. RefSeq lists its product as uncharacterized. Lineage: Eukaryota; Metazoa; Chordata; Actinopteri; Acipenseriformes; Polyodontidae. Gene Ontology annotation, cellular component: cytoplasm. The transcript has 3 exons. Bases 505 to 2391 code for a protein of 628 amino acids. The record is from RefSeq and is a predicted model, not a curated record.
UUAUCAUGACUGCGCUAAUAUAAAUACUUUGCGAAUGUCGCUGAUCCUGGGUUCUUGUGAGUCAAGAACUUUAAUCAGCACAUGGUAAGUUAUGCCACACAAGGCACAAACGAGAAAUAAAAAGACAGCAUUUGUUUUCCAAGUUAAUUUAUUAUUUAUUAGUUAUGGCAGAACCGCCGCUGAAUUAAUUACGAAGUUUCACUUACAUAGUUAAUGAAACGAAUUUUGUUCACUUUCUGUUUCAAAUUGCCAAACAGUUUGGUGCAAAGUGUAGCUGGGUCCAUUUUUGACUGACACUGCAUAAGACCUACCGAAUUUCCUUUUAAGUAUCAGAUACACCGUCUAAACCAAUCAGAGCUUCAACACACACACACACACGGGCUGCCAAUGCAAUGUCCAUGUUGAUGACAAAUAAGUUAAGCGCUUUAACUAUUACUUCCGUAUUGACGUUUGUAAAGCAGAACAAAAACAAGACAAUUAACCCAGAACCCGACAUUUACAAACAUGAAGGACUGUAAAAGUACAGUAACAAGCAACGAAGUCUACGUGGACUAUUUGAACUACUAUGAAAGUGCCUGGCCCGGAGGUAAACGUCUAGUCUGCAAGGACAGAAACGUGACAGAAAAGGCAAAGCAGUUCCUCAAGUCCGAGUCCAGCACAGGAGAGAGGUUCACCGUUUUUGGUUUUUAUAAAAUUACUGAAGAGUGCGUCAAAGCGAGUAAAGGGGGGUGUCGGGAUGUGCUCAACGGGCUGAUAAAAGCCACUGAAGUCCUAGAAAUGAUUUGUGUCAAUCUGUUUCUGUUCCCUUGGAGAAAAGAGAUCAGAUCGCUUAAGACCUUUACCGGGCCCUUUGUGUACUUCAUUCAGCCUGUGCUGCCGCAAGACGUCAUCACCAAAGUCCUAGAGUGGAUAGGGUACAAGCCAGAAACGGAGACUGAAUACAGACUGAGCAAGGACAAUGACUAUACAAGGGCCAAACAAAUCGGGUUCGAGCUGUUUCUGGCCAGGCAAGAAUGUGAGUGCAUGCUGGAAGCCAUGGCUGACAUGAAAGACUCUGAAUGCUUGGAAGUCCUUCAAAAACGAUCUCCAGAGCUUGGUGGGUAUACUGAGCGCUCUGAAAGUUUAAAAGAUGGGUCACAGCAAGGAAAGCUGGCCCUGCUUAUGGAAGAACAAGCACCAGUGGAAUCUGUUUUUCCUCCUGAAACUGCAUUAACACAAGGUGAUCAGGUGUCUUUUGAAACAGUGAGUGCUUUUGAGGAUUCAGAUAAAGUGCCACAGAAAGCAGAGUUAACCUCUCCUCUGCUUGUUUUAGACCAAUCCAAAGCAGAUAGAUCUACAGAAGUGAAAAGCACAGUUUCCACUUCUAUUGGUGAUGACAACUCCAUCACAGAUAUCUAUGCUGCCUAUCCUGACCUUGCUAUUGGCCAGAAACCCAUCUUCAGAGAAGCUCAGAAGUUAAAGAUCUCUGCACAUGAUGGUAACAGUUCAGAGAAUCCCAGAAAGCCUGACUUGGCCAUGGAAGCUUCCCAAGCAGACUUCAAUAGAAUUGACGAUCAGAGUGGCUCCCUAGCCAUUACCAUGUUCUCUGAUUCUGAAUUUCAAUAUUCUAACGAGAAGGAAGCAGGAGCAGAGACAGCUGCCAGCCCUACAUAUUUCAAAGACCCAAAAGGAUCAGGUUUGUUCCACAGUUCUUACAAAGAGGUUCAUUGCAAAGCGGUUUCUGAAAAGCAGUCAAACGUGGAUGAGUUCGCUUCAAUGCUUACCAACAUGAGGAUUAAGGAGUGUAAUGAGGAAGACCUGAAACACCCCAUUGAAGAGACAUCCCAGCAUGAAAACAGUGCCUUCAGUGAAUCUGUCUUUAUUAAUGUAAAGCAUCCUGGUUCACCCAAGGACUUGACACGCCAGAUUGUUUGUAAUCCCUCCCCAGUUUUGAUAUGCCAACUGCCUGACUACAGAAGCCGUGUGGAGUUAGUCUCUAAUGGGAGGCAAACAUUCUCAAAUGCUGAUGCUCUAGGACGCAUCACAGAGCCACCUCAGUCUUUCUAUAUCCCACCCAAAAGCCUUGAAAACCAACACCCCAUUGAAGAUUCAGCUGACUGCAAUUCCAACAACUUCUUUCAGUCAGAAUGCAACUACGGCGAGAACUGUCAUCCACCACUUGUUACCAGAGAGCCACAGCAACCAGACCAUGACGACAGCUAUGUUUUCUUCUCUGCUCACCGCUACCACCCCUGCGCUGACCGGAACGGCGAAGACGAACACACGCUGUACUCCAAAGCAUGUGCCGUCAGCCGACCACUUCUUUUCACACUGCGACCCACCAUGCAUCCACCUUGGAGCUAUGGCGUCGGAGGACAGUGCAACUGGAUGCGCCACUCGGGAGCGCCCUAGAACAUGUUAUUUUAACAAAACCGUUUCUGAUAAAAGCUUUUAAAAUUAUAAGUUUGUAUUUAUUGAUCAUCUGUAUAUUAUGAUUUGAAUACUGAAAUACUAAAUAGUAGAGAAUUAUAAUUUGAUCCUGUUUUUAUUACAUGAUGUUUUAGUGUAUCAGUUCAUAUCAGGGUUUACAGGUGUGGUUUUAUUUAUCUGUGGCAAUAAUGCAGACCAAGGGCUGUAGGGUAACAAAGAAGCAAAUGUGAUAAGCUUCAGGCAGAUGCUUUGUUUGAAGUUAAGCGCCCUGGCGUAAUUAAACUGGAUGAAAUCUUUUCAAUAAAUAUCUUAA